Molecule: messenger RNA, 1187 nt
Organism: Diabrotica balteata
Lineage: Eukaryota; Metazoa; Arthropoda; Insecta; Coleoptera; Chrysomelidae
Source: the annotation of a GenBank genome assembly
AUGGGAAAAAUAAAAAAAAGUAAAAAUAAACCAUAGAGACUCAAGAGGAAUCAUCAGUAGUUCCUCCCGCAGUUCGGCAAUCUGAUGAUCCAGUUGAUACAAAGAGAAAAUGGACGAACAAACAAAGGGUGCUCGUUUUUGCAUCACGGGGAAUAAACCAUAGAGAUCGACAUCUCAUGGAAGAUAUGAAGAAGUUAAUGCCUCACCACAAACCAGAAUCAAAAAUGGAACGCUCAAAGACACUUUCAGUUAUCAAUGAAAUGUGUGAAAUGAAAAAUUGUAAUAAAGCUGUGAUGUUUGAGGGUAGAAAGAAGAGAGAUUUAUAUUUAUGGUUAUCAAAUAUACCCAAUGGUCCUAGUGUGAAGUUUUUAGUUCAAAAUGUUUAUACAAUGGAGGAACUCAAGUUAACUGGAAACUGUUUAAGAGGCUCCAGACCUAUACUUAGUUUUGAUCCUGUGUUCACAGAAAAACCACAUUACAGUCUCUUAAAGGAAUUGCUUACUCAAACGUUUGGAGUUCCCAGGCAUCAUCCGAAAAGCCAACCAUUUUUUGAUCAUGUAUACACUUUUACUGUUCUUGAUAAUAGAAUUUGGUUUAGGAAUUUUCAGAUAUUAUCUGAAGAUGGAGCCUUAGCAGAAGUGGGGCCUAGAUUUGUAUUAAAUCCAGUAAAGAUAUUUUCUGGGAGUUUUGGAGGUGUAGCUCUAUGGGAAAACGCAAGCUAUGUCAGUCCAGCAAGGUACAGGAACCAAGUCAGAGUUGCUGCUAAAAAUAAAUAUGUUAACAGAAUCCAACAGAAGGUUCACGCAGAAGCCACCAGGCCAACAGAAAGUUAUAGGAUGAGACCACUUGAUGAUAUAUUUCAAGGAAAUCCGUUAGACAAAGCACAAGAAUAUAAAAAACAGGAAGUUGAAAAUGAGGAUGCCCAAACACCCAUUGUUAAAGAAGAAAAAAAUAAAAAGAAGAAAAAACUAAAGGGUAUAACUAAACAAAAUGGGAAUAAUGCUGGUAAGACGGUAUUAAAGAAGAUUAAACAAAAUAAAAAGUCAAAUGAAGCUAAUUUAGUUAAAACUAAGAAAAGUAGCAAUUCUAUAGUUAAAGCUAAAGAUAAGCUACAUAAAGUGAAAAAGGGUAAAAAAGGUAUAAAAGUAAAAAUAAACGGACUGGCUAAGAAGUCUCCUCAGAAGUAA